Messenger RNA from Octopus sinensis (East Asian common octopus), 363 nucleotides. RefSeq lists its product as uncharacterized. The transcript has a single exon. The record is from RefSeq and is a predicted model, not a curated record. Bases 1 to 363 code for a protein of 120 amino acids. Lineage: Eukaryota; Metazoa; Mollusca; Cephalopoda; Octopoda; Octopodidae.
AUGGAAUCAGUUAAAUGCAUUGAUCCCGACAAGGAGCAUAACUUUGAAGCAAUUCCACUUUCACGUGACACAAUUCAGCGCCGACAGUUUCAUAUUGCCGAGCAUCUUAAUCUAUCACUCCUACAAAAAUUAAAUUCUCAAACUACGUUAUUUUCACUUGCCAUUGAUGAGUCGAAUGAUAUAUGUGAUUCUGCUCAGCUGAUCAUAUUUAUUCGUACUCUAUCCUUCGAUUUUGAAAUACAUGAGAAUUUUCUAUCCAUGAAGUCACUACCUGGAAAUGUACGGGGUCAAGAUAUAUUUGAAAUAGUUAAACAAUGUUGUUUGGAAUUCAAAUUGGACAUGACAUGUCUCAUCAUUGAUUGA